This is a messenger RNA of Lathyrus oleraceus (garden pea), 648 nucleotides long. RefSeq lists its product as uncharacterized. NCBI's taxonomy places the organism in Eukaryota, Viridiplantae, Streptophyta, Magnoliopsida, Fabales, Fabaceae. Bases 1 to 648 code for a protein of 215 amino acids. Gene Ontology annotation, molecular function: nucleic acid binding. The transcript has a single exon. The record is from RefSeq and is a predicted model, not a curated record.
AUGGGUUUCAAACUAUUAACUUCGACGCCUUAUUAUGCUCAGGCUAAUGGGCAAGUUGAAGCUGCCAAUAAAGUGAUCACUGGUUUGAUUAAAAAGCAUGUGGGAAAGAAGCCUAGAAAUUGGCACAAAACUCUAGAUCAUAUUUUGUGGGCAUGUCGUACCUCUCCCAUAGAAGCCACCAAGUCGACCCCUUUUCGGCUAACUUUUGGCCAUGAUGUUGUUCUACCAGUAGAGAUUCACUUACAAUUGAUAAGGAUUCAAAGUCACCAUGAACUUCCAAUACAGUCAUAUUGGAGCAUGAUGUUGGAUGAAUUGGUUGACUUAGAUGAAGAAAGGUUAAAUGCCUUGGAGUUAUUAAAACGGCAGAAGAAGAGAAUAGAAAUCUCUUAUAACAAGAGGGUGAAAGUCAAAAGUUUUUCCCCUGAAGACUUGGUCUGGAAAGUGAUCCUUCCAAUGGAUCAAAAGGAUAUAGCCUUAGGAAAGUGGUCCCCAAAGUGGGAAGGCCCUUUUCAUAUUUUAGAGGUAUUUUUUAAUGGUUCCUAUGAAAUCAAAGAGCUUAAUGAAGAUAGGAGGAUUCUAAGAGUGAAUGGGAAAUAUUUGAAAAAAUAUAAACUAGUACUCCAAGAGAUAAAAAUAAGAGACGAAUAG